AUGACCAGGCUGAUAGACCAGCUAAGACCAGCCAACCAGCUUAGGCUGGUUUUAGCUGUUUUUUUCAGCAGCGUUAGCUGCUUCGGUUUUCCGGAAACUGCCGAGUUUAUACGACUGCUUUAGCGCGCGCGCCGGUCGCGGUGUGGAUACAGCAGAGUUGCGGUUCAAAGUUCCUCAACUCUAAAACAGAAAACUUUAGAAGCGGAAGAAUCUUUAAUCAGGAGUGAAAUUAAACAGGAGUGCUGCAAAGUGGAUCAGUCCUGUCUCUCCCAGACACCGCAUUUCUCUCUGAUUUAUCCCGGGAAAAGUGCAGCAUGUCUGACGGAGGUGGAGAGGAGACGAAAACGACGACAAUGAAGAUGAACAGGAGUGCAGUGCCUGUGGGCCGUCUGGAGGUUCUGCAGAUCUACAAGCUCCUGCAGUUAGUGAGGGAGAGAAAUAAAACGCAGGUGGAGAAGAUGGUGCGUCUCGGGGUGCCCAACCUGAUCAAUAUGACAGAACCGAGCGAGGGAACCGGUGUCCUUCACCUGACCUCCAUCUCCAACGACCUGGACAUGGCUGAGUUCCUCCUGUCUCUAGGAGCUCACCCUGAUGUCCAGGAUAAGAGAGGACGCACUCCGGUCAUACUCGCCGCAGAACUCGGUCAUGACACUAUGCUGGCUCUCCUGGCAAAGAACCACGCUGACAUGAACCUGGUGGAUAACGAGGGGAAAGGAGUGCUGUUUUAUUGCAUCUCUCCGUCAAAGAGGCACACACGCUGCCUGCAGGUGGCGCUCAACAGCAAAGCCGACAUCAAUAACGUGUCCAACGCAGGGAAACCGGUGUUCCUGCUCGCCUGUGAACACGCCAAGCAGUGCGAGAACAUCUGCAUCUCGAUUUUAGAGAGCGGAGCCGAUCCUAACGCCACCGAUCAGGUAACAGGGCGGACGGCUCUGAUGGAGGCGGCGAGGGCGGGCUCGGUGGCGUUAGUGAGACACAUCCUGCAGAGAGGAGGAAACCCAAACACGGCGGAUAAACAGCAGCAGAACGCCACUCAGCUCGCUGCAGCCGGAGGAUUCUUCCAGGUGUUGCGGGUGUUGUCAGCAUACCAGGCAGAUUUCAGUGCGGUGUGUGUGGAGGGAAACUCGGCUCUGCAUCUGUCUGCAGCUGGAGGUCACACUGAGUGCUGCAGGUUUCUGGCGCAGAGAGGAUGCAACCCGAAGCUGAAGAACAUGAACGGUUUGGUUCCACGUCAGAUCGCAAAAGCACACGGCCACAAGGCGGCGCUGAAGGAGCUGCAGAAGGCAGAGCGAGUGUUUACAAAGUUCUCCAAACCUGGCGCGGUUAAUCCCAACGAGCUCUGGGCUCUCACGCUGCAUGACUGGUCAUGUGAACAUGAAGAAGCGUUGCGGAAAGCCUUCCAGCUCGCCCAGGAGACCGACACUUCUGUGGAGAAAGUCUCGAGGGAGAAGUUUGCGUACGUCCUGCAGGAACAUCACGCUCCCAUAGAUCGGGAACAUCUGGAGAAGAUCAUCGCUGACCACGACAAGAAGCAUGAAGGUGUGAUUAACAUCAGCGACUUCUUCAAGGGACUGCAAUACCUUCACAAAGCGUUCGUCCUGUCGUCCUACGACCCCAAGACGAAGAAGAAGAAGAAAGGCAGAAAGGGCGGGAAAGGGAAGACGAAGAAAGGGAAGUCUGUGGUUCCUCUGCCCAUCUGCACACUUCCUCCUGACAUCAUGGGGAAAAGACCGGAUGGUGGUCCGCAGUUCAUGAUUGAGACUUAUCAGCCGUUCACCGAUACGAAGCGAUUCGACCGUGACCGUCCACCUUCUCACCCCGUGGAGGACGACUCGGCCUGGUACGUUGACGAGCCGCAGAAGGUCUACACCAACAUUAACCGCUGUGUCCGAUCCGGAGACUUCGAGUCGCUGUGUUUAGCGUUCAGUCAGCGUCUCCCUGUGGACAUUAGAGACCGCUUCUACAAAACACCGCUCAUGGCCGCGUGCAGCAGCGGCAGCUACGAGAUGGCCGAGUUCCUCAUCACGCUCGGGGCGGAUGUGAAUGCAUGUGAUCAGUUUAAGUGGACUCCUCUUCAUCACGCAUGUCACGCUGGACAGCAGGACAUCAUGGAGCUGUUAGUGAAACACGGAGCAGUGGUGGACGCCGUGGCAUUAAACGGAGCCACACCCCUAAUGAAGGCCAUUGAGAGCUGCAGACUCAGCUGUGUACAUCAACUCAUCACAUCCAAUGCUAACGUACAGGCCACAAACAACAAGGGACAGAGUUGUUUGGACAUCGCCCGUGUGUACGGAGACGAGAGAAUCAUUGAUUUGGUCAAAACAAAGUUCGACAGCCUUCCCAAGUGCAAAGAUAAUAAAAAAGGAAAAGGAGGAAAAGUGAGAGCAGCACCUCAGAAAGCAGCACCUAAGAAAGAAGCACCUCCUACAGGAGAGAAGAAGACACUGACAGAGAAAAAGGCUGAAGCUGUCUUACUGGACCUGAAGGAGAGAAGAGUGAAUCUGAAAGACCACAUCAUAACUGUGAACCAGAACAUCACCGUCACCUCCAACACACACGACAUUCACUUCACACCUAAAACUGUGUGGGGGAGGAGGUUAGCAUCGUCUGCUCAGCAUAUGGAGCGGAGAGUGGACAGGAGGAAUCGUCUCUCAUAUGAAGUGGACUUCAGUGACUUUGUGAUGCCGUUUAAUAAAAAUCUGAUGAGGAAGCUGAGGGAAGUGGGUGUGGCUGAGGACCAGUAGAUGAAUAAAGCAAUAAAGGUAUCAAAUUAAAUGCAUCAAUAAAAGGGAAUAAGAAGUCCGUAUUUAUCAUUUACUGCUCAUUGUUCGUAAAAGAAAAACUGUGGAACAUUAGUGUGAGAGGUGGGCGUGACUGAGAGGGUGGGCCUGACCAAGGGGGUGGACAUGUCCAAGAGGGUGGGUUUAACCGAGGGGGUUGGUGUUACCAAGAGGGUGGGCGUGUCCAAACGGGUGGGCGUGUCCGUGAGGGUGGGCGCGACAGAGAUGAUGGCCGUGACAGAGGGUGUGAGUAUGUUCGAAAUGGUGGGCGUGUCCGAGAGGAUGGGUGUAACCGAGAUUGUGGGCGUGACCUUUGGGUGGGCCUGUCUGAGGAGAUGCUGUGAGCGCUAUAGUGUUUCCUGUCCAGAGUAAAAAUAACCGGGAUUAAGACGAUGAUGAGAAAUCCAUGAUGAGCCUCACUGAGGUCCAAACCACACACUGAGAACAACACCUGUCUCUCUGCACCAUAUACUGUCCUCAUCACUGCACACACACUCAUACACACCCACUCACACACACACUCAUACACACACGCUCAUACACACUCUCAUACACAUACACACACUCAUACACACACUCAUACACUCAUAUACACCCACUCACACACACACCCAUAUACACGCAGUAAAAGUGGAGAAAUGAAUUAAACACUAGAUGACUCCAGCAGUGUCGAUAUAUUAACAACAGUCUUAAACUGAGUGUAAUAUGAAUAGUGUAAGGUCUGUGUGUGUGUGUGUGUGUGUCUGUGUUUGUGUAUCAUGUUGAUGCUGCUAACACCACAACAUCCAGCCUGGUGGAGAAAGCACUAAAACACUAAAAAGACGCAUGUUCCAUCAAACCCCCGCACUGCUUUGUGCACAGCUCUGUCAGUGUUAAGUGUAAUGUGUGUAAUAUUUCUUGUUUAUUUGAUGUUCUGUUGUUCAGCUUUUCUUCUCCUUCUUUCUCCUUCUUUCUCCUUCUUUAUUUCAUCUUAAUAAAUCUCACCUGCUGGGGUUUUAAACCCGACUGGAGAAUAUCUUUAUCUGAUAUCAAAAUCAAUGUGCUGUCUGCCGGAACGUAAGUGGAUCGUCUCGGAGGAACCUCGGUUCCGUUCGUUCUCAUGAACAGAUCAAAUAUCUGCUGAACAAAACAAACACGCUUCAGAAACGUGAAACUGGAGAGAAACUGGAGACGUGGAGCUCAGAGCCGGCCUCGUUCUCUUCCUCAUCAUCCAUAUCAUCUUUAUUCAAAGAACUAAAGGUGUUAAAUUCAUCAUUUACACCACAACGCUGCUGCUGCGGCUGCUGCUGCGGCUGCUGCUGAGUUCUGGAUCGUGAUUGGUCAGGAGGUGUUAAUUAGUUUUCUAGAACAGCAGCUCUGACAGUAGCGCAGGUUUAUAUUAAUGAUCUCGUUCCGAUACGUUAUCGUUUCUAUAGUAACGGCUCGUUCACAGGGAUGUGUACAGCGGACGCUCCACAUAAACGGAUUAAAUAAUGUGUGUAAGUAUUGAUUUCUGUAAGGAGACAUUUAUGUAACGUAUGGAAGGAGUCUCCAGUGUCAGAGCUUUGUAACAGUCAGAAGUAAAACUUUAAAUUUUCCGACAUCUCAGGACAGAGGAGUUUACGCUUCUUUUGUCUUAUAUUAACUUGAAGAGAGAGAAUAAAGAGAGAAUAAAGAGAGGGAAUAAAGAGACAGAAUAAAGAGAGAGAAUAAAGAGACAGAAUAAAGACAGAGAAUAAAGACAGAGAAUAAAGCAAGAGAAUAAAGAAAGAGAAUAAAGGCUGGUGAAGGAAUGAGUGUUUAUAGCUGCUAUAAUGUAAGUGACAACAGGAACUAACUGGUUUCACCAACAUCAAAUGUAACUUUAAAUAGAUAAAAAGUAUGACGUGAUGUCCUUUAAUAAAAAAAAGACUUGUUUGUUAGUAAAUUGCUGUUGAUUAAUCAUAUAUAAAUGUGAUUAUUUUUUCCGUCCAUUUCCCCUGAACUGUCUUCAGAGUUAUAGCAUUUUUCUAGCUAACUAAUCCCCUAGGGUGCUAAAUAGCAAAAUUAGCUAACACAUGUUAGCAGAGUGGAGUUAGAGUAAUAAAACCCCACAUGAUUAUGAACACACUGUGAAAUGUUAGUUUGAAAAUCUCUUCUUUUCUUUUUUGUUUUUUUUUAUCUCAAUAGUUGAAUAAAGCACACUUUAAUAAAUAACAUUAACACCCUUAACGUUCUGUGUGGUCACAUGACAUAGCCUAACCAAUCAGAAUACAGCAAGGAGAAGUCCUUAGUGAUGAAACCAUCAGCAAAUAUCGAAUUGAGUUCUGUGAAUA
This is a messenger RNA of Ictalurus punctatus (channel catfish), 5074 nucleotides long. RefSeq names its product ankyrin repeat and EF-hand domain containing 1b (gene ankef1b). The transcript has 11 exons. The record is from RefSeq and is a predicted model, not a curated record. Gene Ontology annotation, molecular function: calcium ion binding; protein binding. Lineage: Eukaryota; Metazoa; Chordata; Actinopteri; Siluriformes; Ictaluridae. Bases 315 to 2744 code for a protein of 809 amino acids.